AUUUGCAUGAGACCACGCCCCCUUUGACAGAUUCUUCCGCAUCAUGAAAGGUUUAUCAGCGGCGGCGAUUAGAAAUAAAGUGAGAGAGAUCAAAGCGCUCAGGGGGUACGGUCUCUGUGGGUGACAAAGAUGGAGGGCAGGAGAGGACGAGUUACUCAUCGAGGUUCACUUAAGGAAGUAAACAUGAGGGAUAGAGACGGCACAGACAGAGGAGGAGACGUUCAUAAGAGCAGGAACGGAAGUGUGGAGCUGGACAGGAAUAUGAAAGAGAAGCUGCUGCUGAGGAAGAAAGCUGAGCAGCUGAAAGUGGACUUGAUUCAGCAGCUGGACUCUCAGCUGAACGAGUUUGUCGACUCUCUGAUGGACGAAUCUCACGGUUUGGGUUCUUCUUCUUCACUGUCCGGUUCCUCUCGUCCUCCGACGGACAAAGAGGGAACCAAACUCGGAUCUUCUCACGGUCAGAAUAAACAGUUUGUGGUCCGGCGCUCUUUGCUGGACGAGCUGUUUGAGGUGAAUCACAUCCGUACAAUUUAUCACAUGUUCAUCGCCCUGCUCAUCCUCUUCAUCCUCAGUACGUUAGUUGUAGACUUCAUCGAUGAGGGACGGUUGGUGCUGCACUUUGACCUGCUGGUGUUUGCGUUCGGUCAGUUUCCCCUGGUGGUCGUUUCGUGGAUCUGCAUGUUUGUUUCGGCGCUCGUUGUUCCGUUCGCGCUUCUUCGCUGGUGGGCCGGCGUUUGUUCCUCAUCACACCAUCGAACCUCGUACACGCUCAUCGCCGUGACGCUGCUGCUGCUGUACCAAAGCGUCGGACUCGGCUUCCUGCCCACUUACAUAGUGCUGAGAAACAGCCUUCCUCCCGCGUCCUGCUUCAUCCUCAUCCUCGAGCAGGUGCGUCUGUUGAUGAAGGUUCAUUCCUUUAUCAGGGAGAAUGUGCCGCGGUUGUGGUCUUCAGGCAAAGCUGGCUCAGCUUCAGUGGCCGUGCCGCAUCUGAACUCGUACCUUUACUUCCUGUUUGCGCCCACUCUGAUCUACAGAGAGAGAUAUCCCAGGAACCCGUGUGUACGCUGGAGUUACGUGGCCACCAAGUUAUUACAGGUGUUGGGGUGUUUGUUCUACGCAUAUUACGUGUUUGUGCGUCUCUGCAUCCCUCAGUUUCGCAGCGUGAGCUCACAGCUGUUUGACCUCCGAGUGAUGGUGCUCUGUAUCUUCAACUCCAUCCUCCCAGGAGCACUGAUUCUCUUCUUGGCCUUCUUUGCCUUUCUGCAUUGCUGGCUCAAUGCAUUUGCUGAAAUGCUGCGCUUUGGAGACCGAAUGUUUUAUAGGGACUGGUGGAAUUCAACAUCAUUUGCCAACUAUUACCGCACGUGGAACGUUGUGGUGCACGACUGGCUGUAUUACUACGUCUAUCGGGACUUCCUGUGGAUGACGCAGAAACGUUUCCGAGCCACCGCCAUGUUUGUUGUGUUCACCGUCUCCGCUGUGGUUCACGAGUACGUUCUGGCCGUGUGUUUCGGGUUCUUCUACCCCGUCCUCUUCUGUCUCUUCAUGUGCUUCGGGAUGAUGUUCAACUUCAUCCUUCACGACCGGAGGACUGGGCCGGUGUGGAACAUCAUCGUGUGGACGGCUCUGUUUCUGGGUUUAGCGGUUCUGCUGUGCCUUUACUCUCAGGAGUGGUACGCUCAGAAAUACUGCCCCCUACAGGAGCCUUCUUUCCUCGACUUGCUGAAGCCGCGAUCGUGGACCUGCUACAUCCAGAACAGCCGUGCUGCCCAAGACGUCUGAUUGAUUUAUUUAUUUUUACAACCUUUUUUUUCUUUUUUUUUUAAACGCUCUCUGCAUUUUUGCACUAUAGUCACGGGCACAUCGAGUGACAAUCAUAAAUUAAAGCUGCAGGCGGCGAUGAACGGGCCCUCGCGCCCGGGUGCAUGGUGGGGCUGCUCUGCUCUGCCAGGGGAAUGCCAUUCCAUUUUUUUUUUUUAGCACUUUUUAGCAAUUGUACGUUGUCAGGAGUGUAUCACGAUGUAAAACAUGUAAUUUCCUGCUGCCAGCAGGUGGCGCUAUGACUGUAACUGAAUCUUGGCAUGUAGAUGUCUUCAGGCCGGGACUUUUAUCAAGCUUGUGUAGUUUGGAGCAGAUUGGACAUUGUAUGUUUGACUUGUAACAGAUUCCUGUUUCAUGGUGAAACAUCGAGUGUUACGAGACCGCCACGCCCACGCCGUGCAGCGCAAACUCGCACGCUUCGCAAUUCAGCGAAGGAUGUUAGAAGUCCAUCGCAACCUUGCUACGGCUUCCUGAUCCGGCCAUGAACACGAUUCCAAUACGUCCUUCUUAAAGGAUAUCUGAAAAUAUGUAUAUCAUAGACAUUUGGCUUAAAAAGUGUUGAUGUAGGGAGACUUUUGGGACUUCCUGUAUAGUGUCACUUCCUGUAAUGUAGAUCUACACAAGAUUUGUAUUUUAUGAACAGAGAAUUUUGCAAUUUUUAACAUUUAAUUAAUAAAGUUUUAAGUGGCAGCAAAUACAA
This is a messenger RNA of Ictalurus punctatus (channel catfish), 2521 nucleotides long. It is a transcript of the gene soat1, whose product is annotated as sterol O-acyltransferase 1. The record is from RefSeq and is a predicted model, not a curated record. The transcript has 16 exons. Gene Ontology annotation, molecular function: cholesterol binding; cholesterol O-acyltransferase activity; fatty-acyl-CoA binding. Gene Ontology annotation, biological process: cholesterol metabolic process; cholesterol efflux. Gene Ontology annotation, cellular component: endoplasmic reticulum membrane. NCBI's taxonomy places the organism in Eukaryota, Metazoa, Chordata, Actinopteri, Siluriformes, Ictaluridae. Bases 130 to 1782 code for a protein of 550 amino acids.